UAUACAUAUACACGAGCAUCUCACAGCCGCGACUUGCAUCGUAAAAAUACCCACUGGGUUGUCGGUGCCAAGUCUGCAGGCCAAGCUUUGACGUAAACUCCCGCUUUGUUGGCCGGCCAGCCAGCCUUCCUCCCAUCGCGUGCACCACCCAACGCACAACCCCUCCCCCUGCCGCCGCCGCCGCCGUUGCCGCCGCCACCCCCCUCCCUGCCACGACCUUUACUCUCAACAUCUCGCAUCACAACCUCUCUCGACAUGACAACUCCCCCUUCUUAUGGCUCCACGCCGUCCACCCCUCCACCAUCAGGCAUGACACCCACUCCGCGCCGCCGCCGAAGGCGACACACGCACGCGCCCGGCGCGUCGGUGCUCUCGUCCUUUUCGAAUCUCGCCAACACCAUCAUCGGGUCUGGCGCGCUCGCCUUCCCCGCCGCAUUCGCGAGUAUGGGCAUGAUCCCAGGCAUCGUGUCAUGUCUCGUCUCGGCCACCACGGCAGCCUUUGGCCUGUGGCUCCUCAGCCGGUGCGCGACCGUCGUGGGCGUCCGACCGGGCGACGAGGGCCGCAAAGCCAGCUUUAACGAGGUGGCGCGUCUGGCUUUCGGAAAGGGAUGGGUCACGCGCGUGUUUGAUCUCGCAAUCGCAAUCAAGUGCUUUGGCGUGUCGGUGUCUUAUCUCAUCAUCUGCAAGACCCUGCUUCCUCAGGUUUCCGUUACGUUUGCACACCUCUUCCACACGAAGAUCCCGGACGGCUCGUUCCUGCUCUCGCAGACGUUCUGGCUGUUGGCCACCGCCCCGGUCGUCGUGCCACUCUCCUUUAUGCGAACUCUCGACAGUCUCCGUUUCACGAGCCAGAUUGCCCUCUCCUCUGUGGCAUACAUGGUUAUCGUUGUCAUCGGAUGGUACUUUAUCAAGGGACCUGACCCCAACCGUGGCGAGGUCGUCCUCGCUCGUUUUGGCCCCAACACGCUGGCCGCGUUCCCAGUCCAGGUCUUUGCGUUCACCUGCGCGCAGAAUCUCUUCCCCAUUUACAACGAGCUCAAAGACCGCACACAGCAGAAGAUGAACCUGGUCAUUGGCUCGUCCAUUUAUGGUGCGGCGGCGGUGUACGAAGUGCUCGGCAUCGUCGGCUACCUCACGUUCGGCUCCAAGGUCAGCUCCAACGUCAUUUCCAUGUACCCUGCCGAGUCGUUUGUGGUCGCUAUCGGCCGCCUGGGCAUUGUCUUCCUCGUCGGCCUCUCGUACCCGCUCCAGGCGCUCCCGUGCCGAUCCUGCAUCUACCUUCUCACCUCGGGCAUCAUCAAGGGCAAGAAGCACAAGCCAGUGCCCGCGCCUGUCGACUACGAGAGCGAGGAGGACUCUGACGAGUCGUCCCUGCUGGGCAACGAGAACGACAUGCUCGUGCCCAAGGUCGGCGACGCGGCCCACGGCCCGUCUGCCACCGAGAUGCCGGCGAAGAAGUUUGUCGGUUUCACCAUCGGCAUCGUCGUGGCCGGUUACACGAUCGCAUGGCUCGUGGACGAGCUGGAUGUCGUCCUUGGGUUCGUUGGCUCGACAGGAUCCACCAUCAUCAGCUUCAUCCUCCCCGGCUUUUUCUAUUUCCGUCUGUUCCGCAACGAGCCAGGACAUACCAAGUGGCUGGCGCUCGCGCUCGGUGUGUAUGGCGUUAUCGUCAUGACCUUCUGUCUCACGUUCAACAUUCUCAACUUGAAGACUGGUCCUGGCAAGAAGGACGUUCCGGUGUAGGCUGGCUAGCAAGCGAAGGGCGAAGCAGAAGACAUUGAUAUCCAAGACAUUGGACACUCCCUCCCACCACCUCCAUCACCAUAACUCAAAGAAGAGCUAGAAUACAGAUGUACUGUAAUGUACGAUGG
Molecule: messenger RNA, 1871 nt
Organism: Vanrija pseudolonga
Lineage: Eukaryota; Fungi; Basidiomycota; Tremellomycetes; Trichosporonales; Trichosporonaceae
Gene: avt5
Product: Vacuolar amino acid transporter 5
Exons: 8
Coding region: 256-1743 (495 amino acids)
Biological process (GO): amino acid transmembrane transport
Cellular component (GO): fungal-type vacuole membrane
Molecular function (GO): L-amino acid transmembrane transporter activity
Source: RefSeq, a predicted model, not a curated record